This is a messenger RNA of Eleginops maclovinus (Patagonian blennie), 1640 nucleotides long. RefSeq names its product cytochrome b-245 chaperone 1 homolog. The coding region runs from base 651 to 1259 and encodes 202 amino acids. The record is from RefSeq and is a predicted model, not a curated record. The transcript is spliced from 6 exons. Lineage: Eukaryota; Metazoa; Chordata; Actinopteri; Perciformes; Eleginopidae.
AAUUAAAUGAGAUGAAUAAAUUAAGUGAAUGAAAUAAGAAACACUGUUGGAAAAUAUGAAUUACCCAAUCUAUCAUACUUUCAUUUUCAUCAAUAACUCCUGAUUAAUUUUUUAAUUCCCUAUACCGACUGUUUUAGGUUAAUGUUUUAAAGGAUUCAUUUGCAGAACUGCCUAAUGGAAGAAUAGAAAAUAUUAUGUUGAUUUUUUGUCGUUGCAGAACAUUUAUUAAAUAAUUAUGAUAUAACGACUUUUAAAUCAGACAGGAAGUGUAUCCCUCACCGUGCUAUGGCAUUUCAAAGUAUUUCCCAAACUCAUAAAAAACAUGAAAUGUCGCAAGAUAAUGUUAAAGUAAAAGCUAGUGUGAUAACAAGGAAGAAAACAUGUUUUAGAAAUGUAUUCUUGUUGCAUGAAAAACGAAGAAAUGAGCAGUAAAUUUACAUGUUUGCGUUCAAAGCCUUUAUUUUGAAGGCGGCGAGAAAGUGCGCUCGUCCAAUCAGAGGCAAGGGAUCCAGGAAGGAAGUAUCACUGUGCAUGUUGUUGCAAUAACAUGAACAGAACUUCCUUAUAAUUCUCUACAUGUGUUCCCUCCACAAAUAACCGUUUUCUAAAUCUGUAACGCGAAUAUUUACACAGAGGAAGACGACUUUAAGAUGGGAUACAUGAUGGUAGAAGAGCACAGCGGCACGCUGCUCCACCUGAAGAGAUCUCCAGGCAUCCGCUCCUGGUCUCUGCUCGUUGGUAUAGCAUCUGUUGGGUUUGCGGCUGCAUACUACAGCUCAGACAGCUUGUUGUGGAAGCUGUUCUACGUGACGGGCUGCGUGUUUGUGGCCAUGCAGAACAUGGAGGAGUGGGAGGAGGCCGUGUUCGACAAAACCAAAAACCUGAUCGAGCUCAAGACUUUCAGUUUGUACGCUCUAGUGUUGACGCUAUGGAAGAAAGGCCACGAGAAAACUGUGUUGGAUCUGACACAGCUGUGUGACGUCUGCGUUCAGGAGGAGAAAGUUAGAUAUCUGGGGAAGGGAUACCUGCUGAUGCUGAGGCUGGCUGCAGGAUUCUCCUACCCCCUCACCCAGAGCGCCAUGCUGGGGGGACGCAGUGAUGUGGAGGCGCUGGCUGCCUUGUUGAAACGUUUCCUGGGUCUGGAGGAGCUGCAGCAGCGCAGGCUGAAGGAGGAGGAGGCUCAGUAUGGAGGGGAAGAGGAGGAGGAGGAUUCUUUGGAUAACAGCAGUGAUUCAGAGAAGGAAGCAGAAAAACGAUGAUCCAUCUGGGAACACUUUAUCGAGGCUCCAGGUUUACAGAUACUGUUAGCAUGUGCAUGAAACAUCAAGCCUCGAUGGGGGUUGGGGUUAUGGCAGCUUUAGGAGGCUAGAGUAAAAUAUUUAAAUUACAUUUUUCUUGUGAACUGUGAAGGCGAAGGCAUCACAUUUAAGUACACUGUGUUUUUCUUUGGUGGUAGUGGAUCAUGGAAGUUCAUCAUUUCAGUCAGCUUCUCCCGGUUAGGAUUACUUUGUUUUCAUUCAUUCAGGAGGUUUUUAGCAGAAGCCAAAUUAUCCACAAAGGUCUCCUCCUUCACAAACGUGUCAAUCCUUUGAAGUAAAACUGUUCUAAACUCCUGAAUAAAUCAAGUUUCUCAUUAAAAA